This is a messenger RNA of Dictyostelium purpureum, 930 nucleotides long. RefSeq lists its product as uncharacterized. The record is from RefSeq and is a predicted model, not a curated record. NCBI's taxonomy places the organism in Eukaryota, Evosea, Eumycetozoa, Dictyosteliales, Dictyosteliaceae. Gene Ontology annotation, molecular function: protein serine/threonine kinase activity; ATP binding. The transcript has 3 exons. Gene Ontology annotation, biological process: intracellular signal transduction; peptidyl-serine phosphorylation. The annotation marks the transcript as partial.
AUGUCCCAACAAAAAGAACAGGUAAAGCAAUUAGAAGAAAAUCAGGAUAAAGAGGAUCAGGGGAAUUUAGGUAGUAACGAUAUUCAAGGUGUAGUUAUAACAAAGAAAUGUAAAUCAGAUUUUGAAUUUAUUAAAACCAUAGGAAAAGGUUCAUAUGGAAAGGUUAAAUUGGUAAUAGAAAUUGAAACAAAAAGGGUUUUUGCAGCUAAAAUAUUAAACAAAAAAUUGGUAAUUAAAGAAAAAAAAGCAAAAUAUGUAAAUACAGAAAAAACAAUUUUAGAUUCAUUGGAGCACCCAAAUAUUGUAAAAUUAUUUUAUACUUUUCAAGACGAAAUAAAUCUAUAUUUUAUUCUAGAGUAUUGUCCAAAUGGUGAUUUGUUGGACCAAAUUAAAAUCGCUGGUUGUUUUCAGAUCAGUGUGGCUCAGUUUUAUGCUGCAGAAAUAUUAAUUGCUUUAGAGUAUUUGCAUUCAAGAGGUAUAGCGCAUAGAGAUUUAAAACCAGAAAAUAUUUUAUUAGGUAAAAAUAAACAUUUAAAACUUAGUGACUUUGGGUCAGCAAAAGUUUUAGGAUUGGAUAAUAAAAGUAGAUCAGGAUCAUUUUGUGGUACAGCAGAGUAUGUAUGCCCAGAGUUAUUAACAGAAAAAUCAGCAGGAAAACAAGCUGAUAUAUGGUCAUUUGGGUGCCUUUUGUAUCAAUUGGUUAGUGGUAAAUUACCAUUCAAGGGAUUCAAUGAAUAUCAAACAUUUUUAUUAAUUACAAAAAGAGAAUUCCAAUUUCCAGAUAACUUUGAUGCGACAUGUUGUAAUUUGGUUGAUCAGUUGUUAAAUUUAGAUCCCUACAAAAGACCAACAAUUGCAGAAAUCAAAAAGCACCCAUUUUUUAAAGGUAUACAGUGGGAUACAUUAUCAGAGCAAACUCCACCACCAAUC